This is a messenger RNA of Trichomonas vaginalis G3, 810 nucleotides long. RefSeq lists its product as uncharacterized. Bases 1 to 810 code for a protein of 269 amino acids. The transcript has a single exon. Lineage: Eukaryota; Parabasalia; Trichomonadida; Trichomonadidae. The record is from RefSeq and is a predicted model, not a curated record.
AUGAGCGAAUACCAUUAUCGUGCAGACGGAGGCUUUGAUAUGAGAUACUCUUCAUCAAAAGCUGCUUGCUCUAUGAGACUUUGCAACAGUAGAGGCUUUUCUAAUUCUUCUUAUUCAUAUCCAUGCUCACCAUCAAUUUCGAGUUCAUCAUCAAGCGGAUAUCAUUAUCGUCAAGAUGGCGGUCUUGAUAUGAGAUAUUCCUCAUCUAAGGCUGCAUGUGCAAGCGGAUAUUGUGAUAACAGAGGAAAUAUGUAUUCUUCAUCAAAUUUGAAAUCAGAAUCAUCAACAAACGUUAAAAGUGAAACCAAACCAGUUGAAGUCAAAUCCGAAAAGAAUUCCUCAGUAGGUCAUAAGUCACCAAAGGAGAUUGAACGUUCAGAUCUUGGUCGCACAAAGUAUGGAUCAAAAGAAGAUGGAACGAAUGCAAGUCAUAUUAUGUCUUACCGCGUUAUUAACGCCAUUCUCAGUACACAGCCUGGAAGACCAAUGUCUGAAGAGAACAAGAAGAAUAUAAUCAGACAACUCAAUGAUAGAGAAAACUUGCGCAACAAGAGUCGCGCAGGCAACAUGUAUGGCAAUGAUGGUUAUUCUGGUGAUGAAUACUACGAUCAGCAGAUCGAAGAUGUAAUCAGAGGAAAUAAAGAUCAUUUAACAAAUCAACGCUGUGUUGAUCGCCUCCAAAGACAAUGGGCACGCGUCCAACAGUCUAACAUACCAACAAACGUAAAGGAGGCAAUCAGGGAAAGCUUUUCAAAGAUCCACGAUCAAGAUGGACAUGUCAUCAUUCGUUCAAAUGCUCCUUUAAAUUGA